AUGCUUCGAGGUUCCUCUUAUUCCACCAGGUUCCAAAAUGCCAAAAAGAACUGGGUAGACCUGCAAACCAAAAAGAACCGGACAGACCCAAGGGCCAAAAAGAACCAGACGAACCUGAAGGCCAAAAUGAUCCGGAAAGACGUGAGGGCCAUAAAGAAGCAGGUAGAUCUGAGGGCCAAAAAGAACCAGACAGACCUGAGGACCAAAAACUACCAGGUAGACCUGAGGGCAAAAAAAGAACCGGGGGUGUUCCGGAGAUGUUCUAGAAAGCACGAGUGUUACUUCAUCAACGGCACCGAGCGUGUGAGGUUCGUGGAGAGGCUCAUCUACAACCGGGAGCAGUUCGUGCACUUCGACAGUGAUGUGGGGGUCUUUGUGGGGGACACCCCGAAUGGGGAGAUCCAGGCCAGGCAGUGGAACAACGACCAGGAAGGGUUGGAGCUCAGACGGGCUCAGGUGGACAGGCUCUGCCGGAACAACUAUGAGGUGUCCACCCCGUUCAGUGUGAACCGCAGAGUGCCCCCCAGCGUGUCCAUCUCGUUGGUGCGGUCGAGCUCCCAGCCCGGCCCCGGCCGCCUGCUCUGCUCCGUGAUGGAUUUCUACCCUGCACCGGUGCAGGUGAGGUGGUUCCAGGAUGGGCAGGAGCUGCCGGAGCACGUGGUGGCCACCGACGUGGUCCCCAACGGGGACUGGACCUACCAGGUGCUGGUGAUGCUGGAAAUCCCCCCCCGGCACGGGGUCACCUACACCUGCCAGGUGGAGCACAUCAGCCUGGAGCACCCCCUCAGCCGGCACUGGGAGAUGCCACAGGACACCGUCCGCAGCAAGAUCCUGGUGGGGGUCGGGGGCUUCGUGUUGGGUUUGGUCUUCCUGGCGCUGGGGCUCGGCUUCUACCUGCGGGAGAAGAGCUCCUGAGCUGGUGGCAGCCGCAGCCCCUCCCUGUGGCCUUGGACCCAGCUGGGAUCCCCCAACCCAUCCCCACCUGGAGUUUGGGGUGGUCGUGUGUCCCCCCCUCGGCC
Molecule: messenger RNA, 1019 nt
Organism: Myiozetetes cayanensis
Lineage: Eukaryota; Metazoa; Chordata; Aves; Passeriformes; Tyrannidae
Product: class II histocompatibility antigen, B-L beta chain-like
Exons: 5
Coding region: 1-915 (304 amino acids)
Biological process (GO): immunoglobulin production involved in immunoglobulin-mediated immune response; antigen processing and presentation of exogenous peptide antigen via MHC class II; immune response
Cellular component (GO): membrane; MHC class II protein complex
Molecular function (GO): MHC class II protein complex binding
Source: RefSeq, a predicted model, not a curated record